Molecule: messenger RNA, 11305 nt
Organism: Lonchura striata (white-rumped munia)
Lineage: Eukaryota; Metazoa; Chordata; Aves; Passeriformes; Estrildidae
Source: RefSeq, a predicted model, not a curated record
AUGCCCGGCGCUGUGAGGGGCUCCGGGAGAUGCUCUGUUGUGAGGGCUCCGGGACGUGCCCGGCGCUGUGAGGGCUCCGGGACGUGCCCGGCGCUGAGGGCUCCGCGGGCUCGCCUCGGGGCCGGGAGCGGGCGGAGCUCCCGGACACGGGCGCGCUGCGGGCGCGGGGAGGAGGCGGAGGUGCGGCGAGCGCACAGGUGGGUGUGGGACCCUGGCCAAGGGCACUUCCCUCCUGCCUUCGGCGGAUCCUCAGAGAGGUUAAGUUAUGGACCUUCCUGUUUUGCAGAAUGUGCAGGACACAGUGCAUCUUACUUCCCCAAAAGAGCUAGAUACAGCUACAGGUAUUCAACAGUCACCAGCACAUUCCUGCAAGGAAAUAGUUACAAAAGCAGUGGCAUCGCUCUGGAGAGCACAGUGAUCGUUGAAGUAUUGGGGAAUUGCCAGAUGGUUUUGAAAGUGCAAGAUGUACAGAUUAAGAAAAGUUUUGCAUCCAGAGAGGAGUCUCUGAUGGAAAUGGACAGUCUAAGGGAAAUACUAGAACAGCAUCCUCUUCAUUUUUCUUUCCAUGAUGGGAAAGUUCUGAAGCUCUGUCCUGUGAGGAGUGAACAGACCUGGGCACUGAACAUCAAGCGAGGCAUUCUCAGUGUGCUGCAGACAGUGCCAGAAUUCUCUGCUGGUGCUGUUGUUGAGGAGGUGGAUGUCCUGGGAAUAUGCCCAACCAGGUAUCAGCGAAAGGGUCCCAUUCUUGUAAAGACAAGGGACCUGAACCUCUGCUCCCAUCGCUCUUCUGGUUUGACUUCUCUGCAAUUUGUCGUUCUUCCCCAUGUGUCGUCUGAACAGCAGGUUCUGUCCUCCCAGCUGGAAUGUGUCCAGACCAUUAGGGAUGGGGUCCUGGAGGAGGCCAAAUGUACCGAGUCCGACCGCAUGACGCUGUUCCCUCAGCAGGGCAGCGGGGCCGAGACACAGACACGGUCUGCACUCAAACUCUUGCAAGUGGAAACAGAGACACUCUACAAUAAAUGGGACUCUGACAAUCUGUAUGUGACCAACAUUCUCUAUGAAAGGGAAGUAACUAAGAGGGAGGUCACUGGAGCAGAAGUGACUGAACUGGUGUGGAAGCUUUGUUUAGCACACAGUGCAAGUUAUGAGACUGCAGACCUUUUCAUGACUCUUGUGUUUGAGCUUCGACACCUUUCUCUUGAGGCCUUAAGAGCUCUAUGGCAAAGAUCAUCAUUUAAGUGCAGAGACAAUUGGCAACCAUUAAUAGAUGCUCUCCCAUCUUGUGCCACAGAGGCAUGUGUUGUCUUAAUGAAAGACCUCAUAACUUCUGGAGAAGUUGAGGAAGACAAAGUAGAAUAUUUCUUCUGGUCAUUAACAUUCAUUCCUAAUCCCACCUCAGGCAUGAUUGAAUCUCUUGCUUGUCACAAUAGUCAUUCUCAUGACUUUUCUGAAACAGCUCAUUCUUUUUGUGGUUGUUUACAGCCUUUGCUGAAGUCACCUAAAGCAAGCCAGAGCUGCUUCUUGGGAGUAACUGCUCUCGUACAUAGGUUUUGUUCAGCUCACAGCUCCUGUGGUGUUGUACCUGCUGUGCAGGGUGUGAUGAGUACACUUGGGAAAUUUUUGGGAGGAAACUGUACCGUGCAAGAUUCAGAACAUCUCAGCAAGAUGCAGCUGGUGUUGAAAGCCAUUGGAAAUGCAGGACUGGCGGCAGCUUCGCUGGCUCCUGCUUUGAGCUCAUGCGCUGCCCUGAAGAGCCAUCCCGUGGAGAUCCGCCUCGCUGCUGUCCAGGCCUUCCGGCGCAUUCCCUGCUCUGCUGGGAAUGCUAUAUUAGUUCAGCUGUAUCAAGCAACCAGUGAAGAUGUGGAAAUAAGAAUUGCUGCUUAUUAUAUAGCAAUGAAAUGUCCAAAUGAAGAGUUAUUUAAACAAGUACAAAAAACUUUGCUGAAAGAAACCUCCAGUCAAGUGGGCUCCUUUGUUUGGAGUCAUCUCUCUCAGCUCUUGGAGACAGAUGACCCAUUGAAGGAGCACCUUCGAGAUUCUAUUCCUGAUGAAAUCCUUAGCAAAGAUUUUGACUGGGAGACAUGGAAAUACUCCUCAUACUCUGAUGUCACGUUUCACUCAGCUGGUGCAGGUGCAAAUAUGGAAGCAUCAGUGGUCUUUUCUCCUACAUCUUUUUUGCCACGAUCAGUCAUGACAAAUGUGACUGUUCACUUCAUGGGACAGGCUAUAAAUCUCCUGGAGGUUGGUGUACGAUUGGAGAAUGCUGAAACUCUCAUAAAGAAGGGUUUUGGACCAAAAUCUUCUACUUUCAGUGACUAUUUUUUUGGAAACACUGACAAAGCAAGCCACAAGUCAGAAACUCCAGUGGAAACAGCAGAGAAAAUCAAGCAGAGGAACCCAACUUUGAAGCGAUAUAGCCCCUCUGAUCAUCUUGUGAGCAAGUCUGGCAAGCCAAAGUUGAGAAAAACAAACCAAAAUUGUCUUGGUAGAAAAUACAGCAAGAUGAAUGAGUUAGUCAAGAAGUUCACUGAGAGAACAGUAAGAAAGGAGGCACUGAAAUGUGAACUAAGCAUGAAAAUCUUUGGAAAUGAACUUAGCUUCUUAGAUUGUGAAGAUUUAAGAAAACAAAUGAAACAUUAUUCCUUAAAUAUGGCUGAGUUGGCCGUUAAACUUCUGAAGGGGCAGGAGGUCCAGUUUAAUAAAAGGAUGAGCUUGGCAACUGAAGAACUGCAGUUUCCAGCAAUUUCAGGCUUUCCUGUUCAACUGGCAGUCAAUGCCUCAGCAGCAAUCAACAUAAAAAUCAAAGGGAAUGCUGAUUUCAAACAACAGUCUGAUUUCUUUCUAAAUGGAUAUAUCAAGCCAAGUGCAUUUGUUCAGCUUUCUGUCCAAGUGGGAAUUGUGGGGACUCUGGGACAAGCUGGCCUAAAGUGGUUAACAGGAAUGAGGACAUCUACUAGUCUUGAUGGGGGAAUCCAGGUGAAGAAAGGGAAAGAACUCAAGGUUUUCUUGAACACUCCAGAAGAAUCUAUGGAGUUAAUUAAUUUCAGCUCUAAACUCUACUUCAGAAUGGUGGAUGAGACAGAAGAUACAGAUGACUUCCAAGACAACACAGAAACCAGAUCUUGCACUAGGGAAGAAGUAUCUGAGAUUAUUGGCUGGCAACUGUGUUCUGAAAUGUCCUAUCCUGACCCAGCCAGUGGUUUGGUUUUGCCCCUCACCGGACCUUUGCUAGUGGCUGUGACAUUAACUAAGCAAGACAGAGGCCUGCAGCAGUACGUGGUGGAAGCUGCCUAUAACUACAUAGCUCAGGAGAAUUCAUGGAUCCCUAGUGAAGCUGUCUUUCACUUCUUCCUUGGGACUCCAAAGUCAGACUUGAAGAGAGAGAUUGGUGUUGACCUAAGUUUUAGUAUCCCACAGAAAAAAUUCAGAAUCCAAUUUAUACAACCUAAGAAAAAAAUUGAGAUUGAUGGGAGGAUUGAGUUUUCUAAAAAUUCUCAAGUUGGACACCUGGAGCUGAUAGUGGAUGACCGAGAUGUGUAUUACAUUAAGGGAAUGGCAGAUUUGCAGAUGCUGAGUGGAGAGCAGAAAUACAUGACCCAGCUGGAGGUAAAGCUGAUAAAGCAAAGCAGUCCUAUCAUUUUGUCAGGAAACAUCACUAAACAGCUUGGCAAGAAGAUAGCUGUUUCAGUAUCUCUGAAUAAUUUGUUGAAGGAUGCUGCAUUUCUUUCAGCACUUCUGGAGAAAAAGGCUGAUGAUAAGCUGAGACAAUACUCGUUGGAAGGGGAGACCCACCUUCCAGGUGUUUUUGGAGUUCAUGCCAUCGCUCUUCUCCAGCAGCAUGAGGGAUUGUGGUCUCAUGGUCUGCAGAUAAAAUAUGGACUCUUAGGAGAGGCAAAAAACCCUUGCCACGAGUGCAGUACACAGCAGAAAGUUCAAGUGGAGGCGGGUGCACGGGGCUCCUACAGACUGGAGCUGGGCCAUGAGUUUCACUGUGUGCAGGCUCCCACCUACAGCCACCAGGUUCACCUGAAACAUGAAGUAACUGCAUCUUGGAUUUCCUCCCAGAUUGAAGUGAACUAUGGGAAACAUUGGGAUGAAAUAAACAACAAGAAGAAACUGCUGAUCAGCCAAGUCUUUAAGAACAGUUCCAGUUCAUCUGUAGUCAGCUAUUUCAUGGAGUUUACCAUGCAAGUCCUGGAAAAACAGGUGAAUUAUAGAACCCAGCUGCAGCACUUGCACACCUCUCAGGUGUAUUUGCAGAGCAGCACCAACUUUGAGGUGCAGUAUAAUGACCAUGUACCAUUUGUGGCUAGGCUGCAGUGGAAGGAUGCAUCCAGAAAUGGCCUGAAGAAGUGGGAAGGUGGGUUCAAUAUAGCCACCCCAUGGCUCUAUCUGUACACAGCUCACAAACUGCACCAGCCUCAGUAUUCUACUUAUUUACUGACAUCCCAGCUGACAGCUGGAAAAGCCCUCUCCAUUAAAGAUCUUGUACUGGAACUAUUCUAUAAAGACCAAGGCAAUGAGAAGGAAGGAAAAGUUCACAUUUACACACCAGCUACUACAUACCUUCAGGCAUCCACAGUUAAUCAUUUUGGGAGGAAUGUUCUGCACAGCUAUAGUGAGAUGAUCUCUCUGUGGAAUCAGCUUGUGAAGAAUGAGAUUCAUUUGGAGAAUAACGAACAAGCCAAACUUCUCUGCUUUAAGAUAAAGAGUACAAAACAGGAAUUUAACUUCACAGCCAGCUAUCAAAAUCUCCCAACGCCUAAGAAGACAAACUUUUCUGUGAAGAUUGUGUGGAGAGAUUAUAAAAGUCUGCCUGUUAUACUGCACUGUGAAGGUCAAAUAAAAGAGCUGAGGAAGGAGAAGAUGCUGUAUCAAAAACGUGCAACCCUCUAUUUCAGGCAUCCUUUUAAAGUACCUUUUCUGCAGAGCUUUCUUCUGCAGGAGACAUUUACUGUUGACAAAAAGCAAAAGCACUAUUUAAUGGAAACAAAAGUUUUGAUAAAUGGGGUGGAGGAAACUGUUCAGACUCUUAUACUUGGUUACCAACCUGAAAACCCCUAUAUUUGUGCUGGCUUAACUCAUCCUUAUAACUACAGGACAUUUCCCAAAGAUGUUGAAAUGUGUAUUUUAACUCUAAGUCAUCAAAAUGUGAAGCAUGAGCUUGAGACUGUCUUAAAGGUGAAUAAGGAAGAUGUUCUCAGUUUUCUAGGGAGGUAUCAGGACAAAUCCAGUGGGGCAGAUUUUAGACAUCUUUUACACAUGGAUGUGACACACUCAUUCCAGCUUGAGUUUCCACAAGCAAUGGGCCUAAGUGGGGAGCUGUUCUCCAGGCAGACUAAACUGGAACACUUUGACUGCGGUGCGAGUGUAAAAGUCAUCAUUAACAAGAACACGUCUUCACAGGCCCAGGCAGCCCUGAAGAGUUAUGGUGAAAAUAAUGUCAAUGGCUCCCUUCACCUUCAUUCCAAUGGAAAGGAAAUGCUGAUGCUGGAGGUUGAUAUGAACAAUGAAAAGAGGAGGAAUGCCAGAAUUGUUGAACUGAGGGCUUUUCUCCAUCAGACUGUCCUGACAAAUCCAGAAUCAGUACAGUUCCAGCUCAUGGGCAAAAUAUUUCCAUCAAGACUUCUGUUGUCUUCUGACUUGAAGCUUAAUGAAAAUAGGCUUCACAUGGAUUUCAUGGGAGCCAGGGAGCAGAAAGUUGGUUUUGUUUUGUCCCUAAAUGGAAGAGUCCAACACACUUUUACUGGAUUAAAAGCCAUACCUCAUCUCCUUUCUCUGGAUGGAUUACUGAAGUGCAAAAACAACGUUCACGAUGGUAACAUCAGUGUGAUGGUCAACAAAAGACUGUAUGGACUGCAUGUCAGGAACAGGAAUGUGUUUGGGAAUACCACUGUGCACAAUAUCACUGUUGCCAUCGUUCAGAAUGGCAGUCAGGCAAUCCCAGGGGAGGCAAGACUGAAAGGACACCUGGAACUGAGUAAAGAGAAGAAAGUGGGGCUAGUUAGCUUCCAGGUGGAUGAGAAGGCUCUUUCUGUAGAUUUUUUCAAUAUCAUGGAUAAUGGGCACGGCAAAGUCAGUGGGACUUUCACACAUAAUGUCGACUUUUUAAAAAAUGCAGGGUUGCCUUUGGAUGGCAUUCUUAGUGCCACACGUGAGCAUGGCACAGGAAAUCACACCAUUGCCAUAGCCCUGCAGAGUGGCAGUGAGAAGAUUGUUGCUGUGUUCGAGGGGCACAGACUGGCCACAGAGCCUCCAACAUUCCAGAUAUCUGUGAGCUUAAAGCACAACAUCUCAAAGAUAAAGAAACAUGGGUUCCCUUUUGUUUUAGAAGCUGCUGGCUAUUAUGAGAAUUUCUCCAAAAAGAUUGCUGCAGGGAUAACAACCACAGUGGAGACAGAGCAGCUCAAGAUUGAAAUAGAGAAGAAAACCACUGGCACUGCUAUGGAAGUUUCUUUUUUACUUCGCCAUAAUGUGGGAGGACUGAUGGACAUUGUUCCACAUGUACUAGAGACUCCAGCAAGAGUUUCACUGAAUGGGUCAAUAUUUACCAGCAACUUUACUGUCAUCCUCUUUGGACAUGUUUCUUUUCAUGAUAUAUUUGCCUGCCUGCAACUCUACGCCACCAGUAACAUCCAUCCUCAUUUAGAAAUCAACUUCCAGCAUUCUUUGCCUUUACUUCAUUCUCUGGGAAUUGCCAGAGAGAACCAACUGAAGGUGUCAGCCAUGAGAAGUGACAAGUACAAGGGCAUCCUUGGUAUUGUCCUUGGGCCUUGCACUUUGGAAGCUGAUGGGGAAGUGAGCCUGGCAAGCAAUGAGACAGGAUGGGUACUUGCUUUUAGAAACAAGUGUGUCAGUCUAGAGGAUUUCAGUUUCCCAACUCAGUCACGGCUCACAGGAUCCAUUCAGAAAGACAAAUGCCAGGCAGAGUUGCUCUCUGUCCUGGAAACAGAAGGCAAAACUGCCCAUCUUGAAGUGAGAGCAGAGUGCAAGGCAAAGAUGGCUCUGCAAAUUCAAUUCAGGCAUGACCUCCCCCAGCUGAAGGAAAUCCCAAGGGAAAAUGAGCUGUCCAUCAGUGCACGGAAACACUUAAAGUAUCUUCUUGGAGUUGGAAUGAAACUGGGUGCCUGUGAACUUCAGAUGAAUGGGGACUUUGACCCUGAAAAGAACCUGCAGUGGAAAAUGAUUAUAGAAAACAAAUGCCAAACAAUUCAGGCUCUUGGAGCACCAAUGAAAAUUGAUGGCUCGGGCUAUCUUUUGAUGGAUAAGAUGAACCUAGAUUCACAGACAUUGAUCACAGUUGAUGAAAGUAAAUUCCAAGGACUCUUUAUACUAAAAGUCACUGAUGAAAGGCAAGAGCUGGAUGUGGUGCUAACCCAUAACAUCCAAGGAGCUGCUGACAUUGGCAUUCCCAUGAGGAUGUUACUUGAUGUGGUAUCAGAAAAAAAUAGUGACUUCUAUAAAGGAUUUAUUAAUUUCUGUGUGAACAACAAGCAAAUUACAGAAGAACUGAACUUUGUCCAGAAGUUGGAUGUUGUGUCUCUUAACUACAAACUUAUUCAUAACAUAGACACAUUGAAGACUUUGCAAAUAAAAGACAGGAUUGAGUUGCAGGCUAUCUUGAACCUCAAAGUCACCAGGAGCUUUAGUUUGAAAGUGCUUUAUGGUGCUCACCAAACAGUUCUUGAAGGACAAAUUCAGGAGUUUGAAACAAGUACCAACAUAACAGGGAAUUUCCAUCACUCUUUGCCAUGGCUGCUACAAGCCAGAGUCCCAUCAUCUUUACAGAUAGAUGUUGUUUUUCAAGGGAGAAACCCUACUCAAGAGAGAUAUGUGCACAUUGUAGCUGGAGAAACAUCAAUCACAUACAUAAUAAACUCCUAUUAUGUUGGCCACCAAGUGGAUCUCUUCUGCCAGAGUGUGCACAGCAGUGAGGUCCUCCAGGCAUCUGGCUACCCUAAGGCAAUCAACUUGAUUUUCAGUUUACAGAAAUCAGAAAACAAAGCCAAGACUGUUUGUGAAAUCCAAUAUGAUGAGAAAGAUAUAACUGUGACUGUGGAUGUUGACACAGACUUUGAACUCUUUGGUAUAUUUGUGUUCGUGGCAGAGGUGAAGCAUUCAAUAUCACUUCUCCAUCACCUGGGACUUCCCUUCUUUCUUAAGAUGACAGUUCAAGAAGUCAUGACUGAAAAUGAAACUGAAGGUGCUCUGAGGCUGACCUAUGAAGAAAACAAAAACUUCUCCUUUUCCAUCAGUAGGAAAAAAGACCAGCAAGGAUGGAGCACUCAUGUAGGAUUUACAGGAAAUAAGAAAAAUAAUGUGCUACAAACUGAACCAGUUUUUAUAAUGCAGUUAAAAAUUUUUCCAAGGCAACUUGUGUUGGUGACAAUUUACCAAAAAGGCAACAGAACUCAUCUGCUGAGACACAUUGCCCUGUGGGAUGGCAAAGAGAUAAAGCUAACAGGCACUUACACUGGACUCUUCCCAAAGCUUCCAGGAGGUCAUGGCAUUCAGGUGGAACUUCUCCAUCCUCUCUCCAUCCCUUUUCCACGGCAUGCCUGGGCCAACUUAUAUGUGAAACAUUCAGCACGCAGUCACCAGGAUGUUCUUACUGUCAUUUGGAAUGAGAAGGACAAGAUAUCAGUGUCAUCUUCUCUGAAGAUUGGAAGACACCGGACAAGCUACAGAGCCACUGUUGCCCACCCCUUUAAUUACACUCUGAAGCAACUGGAGGUGCAUUCCCUGUCAGAAAGAAGGGGCAGAAAGUACAACCAGCAGCUUCAGGUCUCAGGGAAUGCUGGGCAGCCUGCUCACCUCUGGCUGGGGCUGGAGGAUAAAUCCAAGAUGGACAUCACUGCCUGGGUUGGCUGUGUGACACUGUCUGCAGGCCAGCUUCAGAGAAUGUUAAGCAUGGAACACCUGCAUGCAUGUGGGUCUCUAGAGCAAAGACCAACAUUGUUUAAUGAAUACCUAGAUCUGAACUGGGAUGACAAAAAAUUCAAACACAAUUUUACAUAUGAGAGAAAUCAGCUCUUGUAUCCUGAUAAGUUUCAGUUAGAAGCUGUUCUGGAAAAUAUUUUCCUGACCCCAUGUGCCAAACAGCAAAUUCUGGGUAAAAUAGAAACAAACUACUACUCUUGCCUGGAUUACUAUACAAGCUUUCAGUUCUGUGACCUUCCAAACGUAAUUGUUUUAUCUGGAAAGCACCAGCUCAACAAAGAUGACAUCAUUUUGCAGUCAGAGGGCAGAUUCCACCUUGCUGAUCAUGGGAGGGAUGAGGGGUUGAUUGGAAUAUCCAUAAAGAAUCAGAGUACUGCUGAUGUGAAGAACUAUUCUCUGGAAAUUGAAUUAAGAGCCUUUGAAGAUAUUUGGCUAGGCCUGACAGGAACUGCUGCUUCCUCAUCUGUCCAGAGCCAAAUCCUGGUGGAGGGGAUUAUUGAUCAGAAACAGAAAGUAAAAGUAGCUGCUUCCAAAGGAAAGGAGUGUUUUCAGUACUACAUGGGGUAUCUGCAAGGGGAUUUGGAAGAAGGAAUGGAAGUCAGUGCUUGUUCUGAUGGGAAACACAUGGCUGCCAUUAACACCUAUUUCAGCUUAAAUGGUAGAAGGCAGGAAAACGUGGGACAAGUAACUCUAGCAGCUGCUAAUGGAAGUUUGAGUUUUCUGGCGCAUGGAUGUGGGGAUCCAGUUCUUAAGGCUGAGAACAAACUUAAUGAAAUUGGGAGCCUUUUGAAAGCCACACUGACUGAGAAGAUAAAGAAGUUUGAUGGAUACCUGUGGAGAUUCAGGAGAUCAGUGCAGCAUGUUGGUUUCCUGUCUGAAGCAGCUGGGUGGCCUUCAAUAGCCUUGCAAAGGGCAGCAGGAUUCCUGCAAAGUGGGGUUACAGCUGUCACCCAGGUGUGGAAGCAAAGUGGAAUUGAGCACAUUCUGAGAAGCAGGAUCCCACUUUACUUGGAGAAAAUUCAAGAUGUUGUCCAGCAAAUGCAGAAUGAAUUACAAAAGCCAUUAGCAACUUUGAAAGACGCCUACUAUGAUGUAACCUUGAAGCCACUGGAUGAAGUCUGGAAAGAGAAGACAGAAGAGCACAUGAAGAAAAUCCAGGCUUUCUUACCCAAGAUUGUAAAAGAUGUGUGGCUAAUGGAACCAAUUCAGAUGGCAUUAAAGGUUGUGAAAGCAGGCUUGGAUAUGGCUACACAGCAGGUGCUCAGGUGGGCAGAAGCCAGGUUUUCUAGAGCUGUGAGCAAGAUCCGGAAGCCCUUGCUGAACCUGUACAGUUUUUCACCCAGGAACUGCUCGGUGGCAGGAAAGUUGCCAGUACCACCUAAAGCAGACCUGUCCCUGCAGCUGGCAAAUGUUACCACUUACCUCAUUGGAGAAAAACUAAUGAGGCCUCUGCAAGACCUCUACAAUCUCAACGUACUUGCAGAGUACUACAGAAUCAAACGGAGGAUGAUGGAGAGCCCCUUUGAAUAUCAUGCUAUGUUAGUGGGGACCAAGCAUCUUGUGACUUUUGAUGGAAAAAUGUAUGAUUUGGCAUCUAAGUGCAGUGUACUUCUUGCCAAGGAUUUUGUUCACAGUGCUUUCACUGUAAUACUAAAUGAAGAAACCAGGAACUCAAGAUCACUGUAUGUGGAGAUUAAUCAGAGUGUGAUCACCAUCUACCCACGACUAAAGAUAUCCAAGAUGUAUAACUUCUCCUUUACGGAAGAGAACUGCCAAGUCCUGGAUCAAUCCCUUGAAAACAGUACCAUGAAUUCAAGGCAAGGAACCAACAAAAUAGAAGUAUCUGAUCAGAAAGGAGUUUCUGUCUCUUGUGACUUUCAGUAUGAUGUCUGUACUGUCACUCUGGCUGGGUGGCACCAUGGUGUUUCAGCUGGUCUUUUUGGUACCAAUGAUAAUGAAGCUGGAAACGAAUGGAUGGUGCCUAAUGGUUCUUUCACUGACAACAUGAAAGAGUUCACACAGAGCUGGCAGGUGAAUAAGUGCAGUCUCAUACAGAAGAAAGAGAAGCCAUGCCCAAUUACAGCUAAGCAAAACAUCUGUAAAGUGUUCUUUGAAGAACCACAUUCACUUCUUAGGAACUGCUUCAAAGUUGUGGAGCCUGAGCCAUUCUACACCAUGUGUACACAGGACACCUGUGACUCCCCAGCCUUGGGGGCUGCCUGCAGCUUAGCAGCAGCUUUUGUUCAUUUGUGCAACCGGAAUUUUGUCCCUGUGGAAAUCCCUCCACAGUGCUCCAGCCAGUUCUGAAUGGCAGAUACCAGCCCUGAAGAUGGAAGAACCCUUCCAGUACCCAAAAGGGAACAGU